UUUAUAAAACACUCAUUGCUUUAAAAGUUUUUGUACGCUUUAGCUUACUUUAGGGGCAUUUUUGUCUCCAAAUUAUAACUAAGUAAACUUCCACACUCAGUUACAAGCCAAAAGUCAAGGCAAACAAUGAAAGCAUCAUAUGGGACAUCAUUUCUAGCUCAUGCAAAAAGACCACAACAGUUGAGCAACUCUGAACAUCCGGUGCAACUUGACGUCAUUAGGUUAGGUGACACAGGGUACGAUGAUGAUGAUGAUUCUGAGGUUCUAUUAUUGUGGUGGCGCGUUGGGCGCCUUUGCUGGUGCGGGCUGCACACACGCACACACGCACACAUACACACACACAGCGGCUGUGAUUGACACAGUGAAGGGGUGGGGACGCAGGGUGGGGUCAGCAGCAGGGAGAGGCGGAGGAGAGACUCACAGCUCGAGCCCAACCCUGAAACACGGCAACAAACACACAGUGAAAGACGACCGGGGCGACGGAAAGAGGGUUUAUUUCUCGACGCCGGGGAUAUGAUUUCUGUGAUCCGCCGAGGCAACGAGCGCACCUUUCUCCUCUAAUACUGAGGUGGAAAAACUGACAUCGAGCUCAGUGUUAUUCAAAUAUCACCCCGCCCGAUCCGAUCGACCCCCCCUCCACUCCACCCCUUCACCGCCGCUUAGAUACCGAGAUGCACACGGAGACUCGGAACAAAAAAUUGGUCCUCGAACACCUUAUUUGGCAGUGCAUGGAGUUAGUGGAGCGCCUCUGAGAAAAGCAAUGACAAAUGUCAGACGAGUCCGAAGAAAUCCACUGCAGCCACCUCUGAGCCUGUUGAGGAGAUGCCAUCCAUACAAAUCAAGCCGGAGCCAGAGGAGGUGGAGUGUAUGGUGAAACAAGAGCCGUUAGACGAUUGUCCUGAGCCUACAGACCUCAAAAUCAAAUCCUCGCCCCCUCCGCUCCGUGACAUCAGCACCCAACACAACGAUGACGACCAGACGGAACCCGUGGACCUGUCCCUCAACAAGCCCCGCCCCUCCUUUCCGAUAGCCACGGCAACCUCCACUCCUGCGAACCCGCCUCCUCAAAACAUCACGGCGAGCGCCACCAUCCCGGCGGUGCUGUCGCCGGGCUCCAUCCUGGCGUCCACGCAGGGGGUCGGAGGUCAGCAGAUCCUGCAUGUCAUCCACACCAUACCCUCCGUGAACAUGCCCAGUAAAAUGGGGCAGCUGCAAACCAUCCCCGUGGUGGUGCAAUCCUUACCGGUCGUCUACACAACUGUACCCACAGACGGAGUGGCUACCGCCGCCAUCACAGUACCUCUCAUCGGAAGCGACGGGCGGUCGGAGGGAUCAGUGCGUAUAAAGCCAGGCUCAACCUCUCCAGUCGAGUAUCAGUCUGAAAGUGAUGCUGAGAGCGGCACAGAGUCUGGAUCGGCCUCUUUCAGCACACAAGGGAUGGAACCCAGUAUGAAUACAGAUGUUGACAUCCAAGUUGACCCUGACUCACCAGACAUGAAGAGAAGGCGCGUACACAUGUGCGAUUAUGAUGGCUGCAACAAAGUCUACACCAAGAGCUCACAUCUGAAAGCCCAUCGCAGAAUACACACAGGUGAAAAGCCAUACCAGUGCACAUGGGAGGGCUGUACCUGGCGCUUUGCCCGCUCGGACGAGCUGACGCGGCACUUUCGCAAGCACACCGGCAUCAAACCCUUUCGCUGCACCGACUGCGACCGCAGCUUCUCCCGCUCUGACCACCUGGCACUUCACCGACGGCGCCACGUCAUGAUGUGAAACUCUUUGUGCCCCUCCCUCCCCAGCCCUCACCUCCCUGCCUGCUCCUCAGGAGACACGCACGCCCAUCCGGGGGUUCCAAAUGCUGUUGACGUCACCUCCCCCAGUCUCCAGAUGUGAACCUAUGUGUUAAAUAAGGAGGUACAAGGGGUGGCACGACCAUAUUGGUUACCCCUACUGGUCAGAACAUGGCUGCAGUUUUCUGCCAUGCUUCCAGAAGCCACAAACCACCCGUCCACUGAUGACCUCCACCUCCAUCUCAAUGCCUGAUCAUUAGCCGUUACUUGAAGGGACUACAAGAAAGGCAAACUGCACGCAGCACUGCUAUAACUAUAACAGAGAAUGAUGACUGGGGAAAGUCUCCCUUGAGGUGAUUCUUUUAAAACGAGUACAGAAAGUAAAGGAUUUUAUGCAAGAUGGUGAGGGGAAAAGUAGAAUUAUGUAAUAAAUUUGAUCAUUUUAAUGAGAUGGGUGGGUUGGAGAUGCAUCUACAGCUGCCUUGUUGAAUCUUACAUUUUAUCCAAACUUUUUGUUGUACUAAAGUUGUGUACACACACCCAACAUGCAUUUUAGAGUACGUCUGUACGUUUCUGUGUGGAUGUAGAGUGCAUCGUAAAGACAGCUGAAGAUGUACCAUGCCCUCUUUUAGUGUUUGUUUGUUUUUUUAACAAAUCGUUUGAGGUCCUUUUCUGAUAUCUACCCUAACCCGAAUGAGAAGUAGAGGCAGGGGGCUGACAAGACUGUGAAUUUUUGUACAUUUUGUUUCUUGAUUAGUAUGUGUUGUCUAAGCAUCUUCCCAAAAAUAGUUUGGCGCAAAAAACAGUAUUUUUUCUUCUUCUUUUUAUUGCCAUUAAUGGCGUCUAACAGAGUUAACACCCAUCACAGGGUGUUCUUUAUCUUUAUCUAACCUUCAGAUAUUAUUUCAUAAGGCUGUGAAAAAAGUUUGAAAAAAGAAACAUAACUCGCAGGGAAAGGGGAAGCUUACUAAAUUGGGUUGCGUGCGUGCGUGUGUUUGUGUGUCUGUGUAUAAGCACACUUGUUUGCAUAUUUGUAAAGAAGACAUAAUCAGAGAUAUAAUAGUAGAGAUGUCUAGAUGCAUUCUUACUUCUAGUCCAUCGGAGCCUUAAUUGAAGUAAACGUGCAAAUCUGAUUUGCACAACAGGUUUUCGGAGUUCCUCAGGGUUCGAUACUGGGACCCCUAUUUUUGUGAGGCACCCUGAAAAUCCUUAUUUGCACCUAGUUCACAGUGAAAAAACUUAAUGUCUUAACAGCUCCUGCCCUGAAAUGCAUGAUAUGCAAAACUACCCCCUCCCUUCCCCCCCAAAAUGCUGUUGAUGUUACUUGACAUUAAUGUCAGAAAAAAACAGUUGGCCACAGUCAACAUAAAUUGGUGAGGAGAGGGUAUCUUUCACACAUUUCUUCCCUCUAGCUAACACUCAUAGCCAUGGUCAUAAUUUCAAUCGCUAGCAGCUGAUUAAGUGCGCAUUAAGCCUUUUUUUCAGAAGCGGCGCUUGUUCGAUUCCAGCCUUUGAGAGUUAAGUGCAUGUCUGCAGCAGCUGCACGAACUUCAGAGAGCAAUGCAUUCGUAAGAUUUUGUAUCGUUCUCUCGCUUCGACUCGAAACGUUACUAAGCACAUCUUUCUAGAAGAGUAUAUGCAUUUGAUUGCGAUCCUUUCUUUUUUUAAAAAAUAAAAAUAAAAAACUGUUCAUAGACAUACAGACAAUGAAUAAUUAAAGAGUUAAUGUACAUACUGUAUAUAAUCUACAAAGUUCUUGAAUAAAUGUAACGGGUGGAUUUCUAUUUUUAACACUGACUAGAUAAUGUGAAAUACUCGUUUUCUUUUUAUUUUUUGUUGUUUCUUUGAAAUGUAAUUUUUUCUUUCUUUUUUAAAUCCCUUGAAACGAGUCCCCUAUGUGUUGUACACCCCAAAAGUGUUGCAUGGAGAGUAGUUUUUUUCUUUUUUUUGUGAAGUCGGUGAGCAUGUCAAAGCGUUGGUGCCCUGACAGACGUGGCCUAUAAGCACUGAUAAUCCACAUGAAAUGUGUGCAACAGUGGCCAUUCGUAGCACAUGCAUGGCCUUUUUCUAGUUACUACAAGACAUGCUGGUAAAACACGGCCUUCAUAUCAUCCUAAAUUGAUAUUCUAUAGGAGUUGCCCCCUUAUCAAUGUUUAAGUGCCCACGACUGAAAUUUGUAACAUCCUCUACUAUCUGAGCACGUUUGCAUUCAUCACUUGUAUCUGAUUUGUUUAAAAUAGUGUGCGACUUUGUGCUCGAAUCAUGAAAGGGUUUGGGUUUCGUGUGAGUGUCUGUGUGCAAGUGUGAUUAUCAUUAAAUUCUCUUUUAAACUUUCAGAAUCAUAGGUAUUUUAUAUUGAAUGCAGUAACUUAUGGGCCAGUACUAUAUUACUCAGUGCAAUGCAGUUAUCAUUAUAACAAAACAAGUAAUUAAUGUUAUUUCUUUUGUAUUUGUACAGAACAAGUGUGUAAAGAUCAGCGAGGAAAACGCGAGCUUUUUGAUACUGUGAGGAAUGGUGUUAAAAGUCAGUUUCCCCCUGUACAGUUGUGAUUACCCACUCCUUUUAUAGAAUAAAAUGUUUUUGGUGCAACAAG
Labeo rohita (rohu) is the source of this 4384-nucleotide messenger RNA. It is a transcript of the gene klf8, whose product is annotated as Kruppel-like factor 8. NCBI's taxonomy places the organism in Eukaryota, Metazoa, Chordata, Actinopteri, Cypriniformes, Cyprinidae. Gene Ontology annotation, molecular function: DNA-binding transcription factor activity, RNA polymerase II-specific; RNA polymerase II cis-regulatory region sequence-specific DNA binding. Bases 823 to 1773 code for a protein of 316 amino acids. Gene Ontology annotation, biological process: regulation of transcription by RNA polymerase II. The transcript is spliced from 7 exons. The record is from RefSeq and is a predicted model, not a curated record.